CGACGAGACAGAUGGGCGCAGAGUGGAGUGGAGGCGGACGGCAGGCGGCAAAGAGAAUAAAAAGAAGGGAACCUUGCUUUCUUAAUUUAUUUUUUUCCUCCUCUUUUCCCCUGCUCCGCUCUUUCUCUUCCUUUCUUAAGCGUUUUUGGACCAAGUUUUCUUCAGACCGUCUGGGCUUGGUUUUUUGAUUUUUUUUUUAUUUAUUUACUUUUACGAAUUCUUUUACGAAUUUUUUUCUCCCCCUCAGUGUUGUAUGUGGCAAAAAAAAGUCAGCGCCGAGCUGAGUGAUUCAGGCGCUCUGCAGGGAGCAGUGGGGAGGGCGAAGGAAAAAGUUGCCUUUGUUGCAAGCGAGCUCUUGCAACCUUUUAUGUGACUAAGCGCAGGCGGCUGCCGGGGGUCGGCGAGUGCGGGCUGCGCUGCCUGCCCGCGCUGCUCGGGCUCCUCUCCCGCAGCCCCCUCCCGCGUCGGGGCUGCGCGGGGGCGCUGCUGGCGCCCCCCCGCCGCGCUCCGCCGGUUGCCAUGGUGCCGCGGCCCGGCGUGCUGUGGGCAGUGGCGGCGGCGGCGCUAGCGCUGCUGGGCCGGCGGGCGGCGGCGGCGCUGGCGGGGCCGGUGGUCCGCUGCGAGCCCUGCGACGCGCGGGCGCUGCAGCAGUGCAAGCCCCUGCAGCCGGACUGCGCCGAGAGGGUGCGGGAGCCGGGCUGCGGGUGCUGCCUCACCUGCGCCUUGCGGCCGGGGCAGCCCUGCGGCAUCUACACGGAGCGCUGCGGGGCCGGGCUGAGCUGCCAGCCGCGGAGGGAGGAGGCACGGCCGCUGCAGGCGCUGCUGGAGGGCCGCGGGCUGUGCACCAACGGCACGGCGGGCGGCAGGCUGCGGGCCUUCCUGCUGCCGGGACCGCACGCUGCAGGAAAUUCCAGUGAUUCAGAAGAAGACGACCAGAGUACCAGCAGCACAGAAAAUCAGGCCAUCCCAAACUCUCACAGGGUGCCAGAUUCCAAAUCUCAUCCACCACACAUCAAAAUAGAUAUCAUCAGGAAAGUGCAAGCCAAAAAUACACAGCGCUAUAAAGUGGAAUAUGAUUCGCAGAGUACAGAUACACUGAAUUUCUCUUCUGAAUCCAAACAAGAGACUGAAUAUGGUCCCUGUCGUAGAGAAAUGGAAGACACUUUAAACCACCUAAAGAUCCUGAAUGUCUUGAGUCCCAGGGGCUUUCAUAUUCCAAAUUGUGACAAGAAAGGGUUCUACAAGAAAAAGCAAUGUCGCCCAUCCAAAGGCCGGAAGAGAGGUUACUGCUGGUGUGUGGAUAAAUACGGACAGCCGCUUCCCGGGUAUGAUGGCAAGGGAAAAGGAGAUGUCCACUGCUAUAACUUGGAAAGCAAAUGAGGUCUGAGUGCCAGCUCUUCUGGCAUCUGCGCGUGGCUGCUGGACCUCGCAGAGACCUUGGAGGGGCUGGGCAAACACUGUGGACUGCAUUGGCGCGUGGAGUAAGGAGCUCUGCCUUCGGUGGCAGAUAGGGAGUUGCAGCCUCUGUGGAUGCUGCUGCAGCUGCACCCUGCCACCAACUUGUGUCGGGCUUCCUAUAGCAUGUGUAGGGAGCUCUGAAUUCCCACGUAAACCUGCACUAUUGAUACCCAGAGAGAGAAAAACAAAAGGCACUUCAGAAUGGAUUCAGGGAGUCUCCACUGACUUUUUAAAGAACGGCCUGUGACCAAUUUGAUCCCGAAAGAUACUGUUUUGUUUUCUUAUUUUAAAGAAUUUAUAGAUUGUAAGCUUGUAAAGGUAUUAAAGAAAAAAAAAAAAAAAAAAAAAAAACCAAGAAAAAACCCACAAGAAUUUAAAAGUUAAGCUUUUUUUACAGGUCUGACGGGAAACUUAUCUUCACGGGUAAAAGUUUUAUAAAAAUCUCAAAGAACUUUUUAAAGAAACUUAUUUCUAAAAUAAAGACAUGGCUAUUUUUUCUGUAAAAUAUAUUAUGAAUAUUCUGUUAGUCUGUAUUUAAUAUAAUUGUUUUUUAAUAAACUAUUUAAAUGUAACAUGUGAAUACCAAAUACUACACAAUAAUUCUAGUGUAUACUUCUGUAUGCCAAGAAAAAGUAAGGGUAUGGAAUGAUUUACAAAUAUGUAUAGAUCCAUAUGCAUACACACUGACCUAUUCUAGGCAACGGAAAUGAAUUUGUGGAGUGAAGGAGGUGUUUUCAGGAGAGAUUAAGUUUUGUUAUUGGAAAUAACUGCAGUUGCCAAGAUAAUUCUUCUUCUUAUUUUUAAUUAUUUUAUUGGUAUUCCUAAUGUACCUAUCACUGAAUUAUGCCACUGGAAAGGAUAACAGUUGCACUGAAGCUCUCAGUAAAGUAUUUUUCUGUCUGUCCUUCGCUUCAGUUUGUGCAACAGGGCUUAACAUUUCCUCCAUUUCCUGCUCACACUAAUAUAGAAUAACCGUGGACAAAAAAUUGCCAGUACAGUACCACCCUUUCUAUUUGCUUAUUUAUUUUGAAAAACUGUACGUCUUCUGUGUUGUCAUGGUACACUCUACCAAAGCACAUAUUCUGUAUGAGGAACCCCUGUUUAAAACUAUGCCGAUGAGAUGGGGGGGAUCAUGGACCGGGGUGUCGAGACCCACGCACUUCAUUUAUGCUCUACACAAUUGUUGCUUGUGUUGACUUUGGUAGAAAUGAUUUGCCUGCAUCUAAGCAUAGAACAAGAACCAUUGGGUUUAAAUAUUUAAACCAUCUGCCAUGGUGUUAUAGAUGUCCUUUUAAUUAGAAGUGAUACGGUUUUGUUCUGGUAUGCGAUGCUUUCACAUAAGGAAGACUUUGGCAAGUCUGUUUUUGGAGGCUGAUUGUUUACUGAACUUCAUGACAAAUUCUGUAUGAUGAUGAAAUGUGGAUAAGGAAAAGUGGCCUGUGAAAUGUAACAUCUCUCUGAAAAGUAAUGCCAUAUUUUGUAUAUGUAUUUAUUUAUAUAUUUUAUAUAAAUAUUUUAUAUAUUUAUAUAAAUAUAUAAUAUAUUCUUAUA
This is a messenger RNA of Falco peregrinus (peregrine falcon), 3009 nucleotides long. RefSeq names its product insulin like growth factor binding protein 3 (gene IGFBP3). Bases 520 to 1380 code for a protein of 286 amino acids. Gene Ontology annotation, cellular component: extracellular region. The record is from RefSeq and is a predicted model, not a curated record. Lineage: Eukaryota; Metazoa; Chordata; Aves; Falconiformes; Falconidae. The transcript has 4 exons. Gene Ontology annotation, biological process: regulation of insulin-like growth factor receptor signaling pathway. Gene Ontology annotation, molecular function: insulin-like growth factor I binding; fibronectin binding; insulin-like growth factor II binding.